AUGGAAAUUGAAGCACCUCUGAGUCCAAGAGGUAUUCCAAGUCCAAGAACAACUACAACCAGUUCAGUCAAUGAAUAUCAAAAGAGAUUAGAUGGCAAACAACAACAACUACAAACAACGAUAUCGAUAUCAUUUGACCAACCAUCAUCAUCCAAUAAUCAAUCACCAAAAAUGAUGGAAAUGGCUGGAAAUAGUAGUAGACAAGACAGAGAUAGAGAUAGAGAUCGAUCAACCUCAAUAUCAUCAUAUAAUUCUGAAAAUGAUAACGAUUAUGAUGAUGAUGAUUAUACAAAUGAUGAUGACGAUGACGAUGAUGACGAUGAUGAUAAUGAUAAUAAUGAUGGUGACGACGAUGACACAAAUAAUGAUGAUGAUGAUGAUGAUAAGGAUAAUCCAAGUCAUUCCGAUAAUGAUGGUGAUGAUGAAGGUAGAGGACCAACUAAACAAUCUUCAUUAUCAUCUUCAUUGCGAAGAAGUGGUCAUAGUGGUCAUAGUGGUCAUAAUCGAAGACCAAGUAGUAAUAAUAAUAAUAUAGAUAGUAGACAAGAAAAAGAGUUACGUCAAUCACUUAAACAAGCUAAAAACACUAUUGCAUCGUUGAUUGAACAAAUAUCUGAUUAUCAAUCACUAGUAGAAGAGGAAAAAGAAAGAGAAAAGGAAUUAUUUACCCUACAAAUUGAUGAUUUACAAGAUGAGUUAGAUUGUUUAAAGAGAGAAAAGAAUUUACAAGCAAAGACAAAUGUACAAAACUUGGAAACGUUGAUGAAAGAGAUUGAUCUCAUUGAAGAGUCAAACAAUGAUUUACGAGUAGCACUAGAAUCUGAACAGAAACAACAUAAUGCAUCACAAGACCUAAUUAAAAAGUUAAAAGAAGAACAACAAGUAUUACAAAAGAAUCAACAAGGAAGUCAAGGAAGUCAGAAACAAUCACAACAAUCGCCAUCACAAAUAUCACAAGUGACAAUGGAAUUUAAAUUGACAGAUGGAGUUGUAUCAAAUAUUAAAUUGGUGUCUGCCAAACCACACAAUCCACCAAAAUCUCCUAAUUUAAAGUCUUCCACUUCUAAUGGUGCAUCAUUGUCAUUGAUGUCUGCAUCAUCAUCACAGUCACAAUCAGUUUCAGUAUCAUACAUGGAAAUUGAAGAAGAACGUAAUAACCUACUACGUAAACUACUAGAUGAAAAAGAACAACAUGAAAGAACAUUUACAAUGCUUAAAGAAGAAAGAACUCGUUCUGAAUCAAGUAGAUCUUCUGCUGAUGAAUUGGUUAAAAAGAUAAAAGAAUUAAUUAAAUUACAUUCAUCAACAUUGUCAGAGUUGGAAGAGGAAAGGGAGAUUAGCCAACAGAGAGCUGACCAAAUUGCAGAUCUAAGGUUGAAAUUAUCGAGACCUACAAAUGGAAAAUUGCAAAGAACUCAUUCUCAAUUACUCACUUUGAAGAGGUCAAAUGCUCAAACUCUCAUUAUGCCUGCGACCUCAAAUACUUCUACCACCAACUCUGCUUCUGCUGGUUUGCUGACGGCUAGAAGAGGUGGGGAAGGUGGAAAUAGAUCAAACUCUAUAUCUGGUCCUAGGAAUGGAGCUGCUGAUAUCCAAACUACCUCUCCACCAAGUGAGGGUGGAUCUUUGUCGUCGUCAACGGUGGGUAAGAUUCCAACCAUCAAUGCAUUGUUAUCGCCAACUUCAACGUCUAUUUCGACGUUGACUACUAUCCACACGACACCUCCUACGUCGACACCCUACUCUCAAUCGAUUGAUGAGAACUUGAACCAAAUUGGAAACAAGGCAGACUUGCCAACGCUGGCGAUAGAGCAACGACAACAGAUCCAGCAACAAAAGAGUUUAUAG
Cavenderia fasciculata is the source of this 1848-nucleotide messenger RNA. RefSeq lists its product as uncharacterized. The record is from RefSeq and is a predicted model, not a curated record. The transcript has 3 exons. Lineage: Eukaryota; Evosea; Eumycetozoa; Acytosteliales; Cavenderiaceae. The coding region runs from base 1 to 1848 and encodes 615 amino acids.